AUGCUGAACACUAAAUCUGAUCCAAUGGUUGGCUUCAGUUGCGACCGAUUUGUGAACGUUUCGGGCGACGAGUCGUUGUCUGUAUUGACUGAACUCAAGUGUGGUAUUUGUCUGAAUGUGUUGAACAACGCUGUGGUCACACAAGGCGGUCACUCCUUCUGCUAUCAAUGUCUCGACCGAUGGCUUUCCAGACCCGACGUCGGCGUCAAAGACUGUCCGGAAUGUCGGGAAGCGUUGGCCACGAAGAAGCGGAUCCGAAAGCGAACCAGAGGUGACCAGAGUUUGCCACUAAUGGCUGGCGAAGACGUUCCCGUCAUUAAGUGUCGGCGUCUGAACGCAGUUAUCGGGAAAUUGCGGAUUAAAUGCCAGUACGAGUGGAACGGAUGCCACGAAGUGUGUCCAUUGGAGUCACUGUCAGCACAUCACACACAAUGUGAGCACCGGUUGUGCCGCGCGUGUGGUCUGGCGGCGGGUGUGAGCGCUGAUGAGCACAACUGUAUUGAACUCUUAGUGAAUGAUCGCAAAGAAUUGAAGGAUAGGUUGGAAGCCGUCGUCAAAGAAAAGGAUGACAUGAAUACAAAGUUGAUUGAAAUGGAGACCAAAAACAAAUUAUUAACACAUAAAUUGAGCGCCGAUUCGCAUAAAUUUGGCCCUAAAUUGUCGGUCGAAUAUCUAAUAUUUGGUAAAUACCGGACAACCGGUCACUCUAUUAUAAUGACUAGCGAUGGCAUUAAACUCUGUAACGUUGAGCCCAAUAACUCAAUGACAUUUAAAUACCAUAUUAUGUUACCAUUCGUUGAGAUGCAGAAUCUGGCCAUUUGUGCCGAUCAUUCGUUACCACUACUGGUCAUUAAACCUGUCAGAGAAUCUGCCCUUAAGAUUAUGGAUUGUUUGUCGUUAAGCAACGGUUUAUUUGACAUCAAUUCAAACGAUAAGAGUCUCAAUACAAUUGUGAUUGUAUUGCAAAGACAAUUGAAUGAAUUGUUAACAGCGAUUCAUCUCAAGACUUGUGAACUUAGAAUCCGGAAGAAUGGUCUGUCUAUUCACAGUAUGGCAUAA
This is a messenger RNA of Medioppia subpectinata, 1059 nucleotides long. NCBI's taxonomy places the organism in Eukaryota, Metazoa, Arthropoda, Arachnida, Sarcoptiformes, Oppiidae. The record is from the annotation of a GenBank genome assembly.